AAAUCCACCCACCCUCGUUAUGUUCUUCUGUGGCUUAUAAGUUUUUACAAAACCCUCCACCACCACUCCAAAACUGUAAGGCUCCACCCACGCUGUUUUAAUCAAUCGCUUUUAUAGAAGGGAGUGCACCAGUAACUAAAGAGGGCUGCAAAUAACACAAGUCCGUGAGGAAUUGAAUUACACAAACAAUCAGGUCUUUUUAUUUCUAGGCUCUGCAAGGGAAACCAACCCGAAACGCAGCGUUUUGCCGCUGCAGCCCUAAAACUCAACACUGCUCGCUUAGUGGGGUAAGCCGCGACGACGACGACGACGAUGAAGGUGGUGGCACUCGUUAGCGGCGGUAAAGACAGUUGCUAUGCCAUGAUGAAGGCUAUUCACUAUGGCCAUGAGAUUGUUGCAUUGGCCAAUUUGAUGCCGCUUGAUGAUUCCGUGGACGAGCUCGAUAGCUACAUGUACCAAACUGUUGGGCAUCAAAUUAUUGUCAGAUAUGCUGAAUGCAUGGGAUUGCCAUUGUUCAGGAGGCGAAUACAAGGAUCCUCAAGGCAUCAGGAGCUUGGUUACAAAGAAACUCAAGGUGAUGAAGUUGAAGACCUGUGCAUUUUGUUACGUGAAGUUAAAAGGCAGAUACCCUCAGUUAGUGCAGUUUCUUCUGGAGCCAUUGCAUCUGACUAUCAGAGAUUGCGGGUGGAAAGUGUUUGUUCAAGGUUAGGCCUUGUUUCUCUGGCAUACUUAUGGAAACAAGAUCAGUCAUUGCUUCUCCAGGAAAUGAUUACAAAUGGAAUUGUAGCUGUAACUGUGAAGGUAGCUGCCAUGGGUUUGGAUCCUGCAAAGCACUUGGGUAAAGAAUUAGCCUUCUUAAAUGCUUAUUUACAUAAAUUGAAAGAAUUGUAUGGAAUCAAUGUUUGUGGUGAAGGAGGGGAAUAUGAAACAUUAACUCUUGAUUGCCCGCUCUUUUCUAAUGCUCGCAUUGUGCUUGAUGAAUAUCAAGUUGUGAUGCACUCUUCAGAUUCCAUAGCUCCUGUCGGAAUCCUUCAUCCCCUGGCAUUUCAUUUGGAAAAUAAGGCAGAUGUUCAGUAUUUAAAAUCACAAGACAAAAUACAUGAGAGUUUUACACAGAAACUGGGAUCUGUUUUUGAAGUGCAAGACAGUGUAGAAGGAUGUGAGGCCACAUGCAAGCCUGUAGAUUAUAGAGCUGACCCAAUUAAUGACAUAGAACAUAAAUUUAACAUCUCAAGAACAAAUAACAAGGGCACAUUCUCCAUAUGUUUCUGGUUGCAAGAUUCAUGCAAUGCAGGUUUGCAGGAAGACUUGAAGAUUGUUUUGGGGAAAAUUGAAUCACAGUUAUUGGGCCUUGGUUUUGGCUGGGAGAAUGUCCUUUAUAUUCACCUUUACAUUGAUGACAUGAAUAAGUUCUCUGAGGCAAAUGAGACAUAUGUGAAGUUUAUAACACAGGAGAAAUGUCCAUUUGGUGUUCCGUCUCGUAGUACUGUUGAAAUGCCUCUUAUAGAAAUGGGUUUCAGCAGAGCAUACAUUGAAGUACUGGUAGCAAACAAUAAAGAUAAAAAGGUUUUGCAUGUACAGAGUAUUUCCUCUUGGGCACCUAGUUGCAUUGGGCCAUACAGCCAGGCAACCUUGCAUGAGGGUAUACUUCACAUGGCUGGUCAAUUGGGGCUUGAUCCUCCAACAAUGAAUCUUUGCAAGGGAGGCCCUGGUGUUGAACUGGAACAAGCACUAAAAAACAGUGAAGCGGUGGCAAAAUGCUUUAAUUGUUCAAUAACGACAUCUGCAAUUGCUUUUGUUAUUUACUGUUCUAAACAUAUUUCAUUAUUGGAGAGACUUGAUAUUCAGGAGAAGCAAGAAACAAUCCUUAGACAGAUGAAGAUCUCCCAUUUACAGGAAAGAACCACUUACAAAGCAUUAGAUCCCUUGUUCCUUUAUGUUCUUGUUCCUGAUCUACCUAAAAGAGCAUAUGUAGAAGUAAAGCCUAUUCUUUAUGUCGAGGAUGACACGGAUGUAGCAUUUGAGGUCGUAACAGAAAGAUUUUGUUUGGAGACACCACCAAGUUAUUGGGGUUUCAAGCCGGAAAAUUGGCAUGAUUCUUGCACUCAGAAAUGUGUGAUUUCUGGAAAGAUAUGUGCCAUUAUACUGUCUAUUACUAGUGAGCUGGCUGCCAAGAUAUGUUUUGAUUCUCUGCCUGCUGAAUAUGUGAAUAAUGGUCAGCAUUCUCUUCCAAAGGCACAUAUGGAGAAGAUAUCAAAGUUCUGCAUUUACCUUCUUGACAAAGUUAUGACAGACGAUGACUUUGCUUGGGAAGAUAUAAUGAGUUUGAGGUUCUACAUCCCUGUAAGCCUUCAAAUGUCAGUGCAGCUAUUACAACCUAUGUUCUGCAAUGCUCUUUUUGAACUUUCGGAAAUGAGUCAGAAGAAAUUAAAAACUGGUGAGGAGCCAAUCUUCAACAUAGUUCCUGUCAUAGGUUCUGGGAGGUCUGCUUCAUCCAUGGACGAUGUAGUAACCUGUGAAUUAAUGGCUCAGAAAUCCUGAGUAAAUAUAUGCUUUCUGAAAACACUCUUUAAUUGGCUGGGGUUCAAGGGGUGGUUCAGUUGCUGUGCACUUUACCAGUUGAUCUACAAUUUUUAUUUUUAAAUACAAAAUGGAUUCCCUUUUUUGGAAGCCAAAACAACGACGGUUUCACUGACAGCUUGGUGAAGACGACGGAAUGGGGGAUUUCACUCAUUUAAGUUGUUAAUGGCUUGGUGUAUAAAAAACAAAGAGUUGGGAAAUUAUGUUGAUCAUUCGCUAGAUUUCAUAAAUUUUGGAGCCUCCCUUUUAAUUCUAAGAAUUACAUAUUGUACUCUGCAUUUAGCUGUAUGGAAGGUGGUUUUAUGAAGGAAAUUUUAUCAAACUUUAGGGAUGUCAAUAUAACUUAAACAAAGUGUAAUCUUGGUGGUUGCUUUAACCCGAGUUGUUAGCAAUUGCUUUCUUAUUUAACUGUUUAUUUGUUAAUCUUAUAAUGGGUAAUGAUAUUUAAUAUUUA
Messenger RNA from Glycine soja, 3034 nucleotides. RefSeq names its product diphthine--ammonia ligase. The record is from RefSeq and is a predicted model, not a curated record. The transcript is spliced from 12 exons. Gene Ontology annotation, molecular function: diphthine-ammonia ligase activity. The coding region runs from base 313 to 2541 and encodes 742 amino acids. Gene Ontology annotation, biological process: protein histidyl modification to diphthamide. NCBI's taxonomy places the organism in Eukaryota, Viridiplantae, Streptophyta, Magnoliopsida, Fabales, Fabaceae.